Ogataea haglerorum is the source of this 549-nucleotide messenger RNA. RefSeq lists its product as uncharacterized. The record is from RefSeq and is a predicted model, not a curated record. Bases 1 to 549 code for a protein of 182 amino acids. The transcript has a single exon. NCBI's taxonomy places the organism in Eukaryota, Fungi, Ascomycota, Pichiomycetes, Pichiales, Pichiaceae.
AUGGCUGUUCCUCCACCAGGAUACGACACUGUGCUUCUUCGCGAACACCUGUAUCAGGAUCUCAAGAACAAGUAUCUUGUGAUCCCUCCGGAAGCCCACGAGCCCGGCUUCAGGCCAGUCCAUGAAAUAGGACUGGGACUAUUUAAUUACUACCUUGUUGACCAGCACAGUAUCCAGGGCGCGGGGAUCCAUGGUAUCGCGGAGGUUGCGCUGGAUUUUCUCCUGCUGACGCUGGUGGGAGCCUGUUUCUUUGGCAUUUAUAAGGUGAUCUCCUCCUGGAGGAGGAGGGCUUCGAAACCCGUGCUGCUUAAAAAACAACAAACCGAGGACCUCGAAAAGGGUGUUUCCAACGAUGUCAAACUCACGUACGCGCCAGAUCUGCCAUCUCUCGUCCACAGCCCCUCCACACCAAUCAACUCGGAAUCGACUUCGUCGAGCGUGCACACUACUCCGAUCACAAGCCUCAUGGAGUUUGAUAAUCCGUACAAACACGACUACAACCCAGAGCUCCAUCACAGCCUUCUCAUGAGCAGUCUCAAGAUCCAGUAA